UGUUAUUCGUCAAACUGGGGGAUAGGUGAAUAGUGGAUGGACAAGGUCCGCCACUGAGGGCUGUGUUGAGCGACAUUUUAGCAAAUCCUACACAAAAUGAACAGCCCAUCAAGUGUCCACACAGUUCUUUGUAUGCCCACUCGGUGUAGACCCUAGAAGUAAAAAUUCGUGUACACCUGGAGAUAAAUAUUGUGAACUGAAGGUUAAAUCUCUGUGUUUGACAGUCUGGCAUAAAACAGUAUCUUAUAGUUCCCAUCCUGCAAUGUGCGUCCGGCCAUCUCCUCCGGGACACUCUCUGUCUAAAAUUAUUUUCCAAGGCCUCGUGAAAUGAUGUCGCAGCCGAGGUAGACAGAAGAAAAACUGGAUGGCAAAAGUUUAGUAGCUCCAAUCAAUCGAUGAUGAUGAUGAUGAUGAUGAUGAUGAUGAUGAUGACGACGAUGAAGGUCUUCUCUGACAACUGUAUGACUACACGUUUGUCUGGUUUGAUCAUGUGACCCUCCUGAAAAAAUACUCUGACCAUAAUUCAGGUAUUUUUUUAAGGAGGUGGUGGAUGAGUAAGAAAUGGCUGAGCAGCACAAAAGUAUGGAACGACUUGACCAUAUUAAAUAACCAUAUACUAGCUUUGCUCAGCCUCGCCCCUGUGACGUAUUUUGUCAGUUCAUCCAAUUCCCUCGACAACAGUUCAAGAGACAGACUUGAUCCGUCAUCCCACGCUACAAAAAAAAAAAAAAAAAAAAAAAAAAAAAAGUGAAAGAAAGAUUUUGCAUUGAUUCAUCCACUUUGUCUGCUUCGUUCAAUCGAUCGUUUAAAAAUAACCAGCUCCCUCCAACGGUCCGUGAAGGUGUCGCGUCGUCUGCGCGCGCAAUGGUGAUCGCGUUGCACAAUUGCGCACCGCCCCACUGCGCACCGCCCCACCUCGCCUCUCCUCAACCACCCAAGAAACGCGAAAGGUAAAAACUCGCCUUUUGUCCGAACUGCGCUCACACCCUCUGCUCCCACCUCCGCUGUUGAUGUCUGGCGACACAUUUCGAAUGUCACUCAUGAGGAGAAAAAAUAAAUGUUGGUGAACAUUCGUGGCGGCUUUCCCUCUCGCCCGGUGUGCAGGUGUCGUGGUUGGCGCGGGAGGAAAACAGUCUUAGCUUCGUGCUUCGAUCUGCUGCAGUGUGUGGGGCUGCAUCGACGGCGAAACAUCUAUCGAUGAGUGGGCGUGCAGACGGGGAUUUAUGUUUGUUUUGAAAAAAACCUUCAAAUCCUGCUAAAGCAAUAUUGACUUGCUUUCCAGAUCGAGUUUUACUGGGUCAGCGAAGGAUGACCAAGAACAGCGAUCUCCAGAUUAUCUUUCAGCAGCCUGGAGGGAGAAAUAGUAGAGGUCCUGUCUAGAGGUAGGUUAUUGAAUUGUUGUGAUCUGGAGAAGAGGAAGAACUAACAACGCAACAUCCGAUAAUCGUUAGCAUCAGAUGUCCACCAGAGGACUGAUUGUGGAAUGAUGUGCAGUGACUGUUGACCUAAACAAAAUGUUGAUAUUUGAUACACUAAUCUCUCCAUUGAAGAAGACCGAAUCAUGACUUCACCAUCUGAUCAUUCCAGAAAAAGAAAAGAACAUUUCAGCCAUCAAUACCGUUCCUGAGAGGUUGCUCUGACCUGUCGCCACUUCAUCCACAAUGACACGUGCGGGGGAUUUCUGCGUUCAACUCUGCGAACGCACGCGAGGAUUACCGAAACUUAUUCUAUGUCUGUGUCUGGUCAUCCUGCAGGGCGCCAUGUUUAACGUCUUCAUGUACCUGCAGCUGGGGCCGCUGUGGCUGUGCUGGUUCUUGUAUGAUGCCAUCAACCUGGCCAUGUGCAUCGCAGCCUUUGUUCUCUCCUCCAGAUUCAAGGAAGAACAGAGGAAAGGGAAGUCUUCACGCAGGACAAUCGGAUGGCUGGCCUGGCUGAUUCUAGAGGUCGGGGUUGUGAUUCGCUCGCUCAUUGGCUUCAACACUUUCUGCGACAGCCUGGACGAGGGCAGCUUUUUCGGGCCCAGUACAUUCAAGACGACCAUUGCCCUCUCGUCCGCCAUCUUCAUUCUGCUGCUGACAUCUCACUUUGAAGCUCCCUCCGAGUCCCCCCAACGCCAGUACAUUGUGGAGCUGACUGGAACUGUGUUCUUUGAUUUAAUUGACAUUGUCGAAGCUGUUGAUGUCUUGUUCGACAAACAGGCGACAGCGACGCUGUUCCCUGGCUUGAGAGUGACCAUCCUCAUCGUCGCCUGCAUCAACCUUCUGCUCCCCACAAUCCCUUUCGUCACGCUCAGCAUCACGGGCUUCGGCCAGCGGCGUCUGUCCAGCGCCCUCGUGUCGGCCCACAAGGUUCUGGUGACGGUGGCCAUCAACCUUCCCAACCUCAUCAUCCGCAUGAUCCUCUGGCACGGGCUGAGCGUGGGCAUCUCCGUCUUCGUCCUCAAGAACAUCGUGCUGAUCGUGCUCAACACCUACAGCUUCUACGAGCACAAGUACGACAAGUACCUCCAGCAUCGCCGCGAGGAGGAGAAGCAGAGGAAGCUGCGGGAGCUGCAGCAGGCGGCCAUCGCCAGACAGCACCAGCAGACCGCAACUGCCUCGCCCAGGAGGGACAACCUCAGACGACACAGCCACCCGGCUUGGGGACUCUCUGACAGCCCAGUGUGACAAUACCGGGUGGAGGAGACAGGAGGGUGUGUGUGGGUGUGGUGCUUAGGUUUAUUUGGCAGCCAUUGUUCGCCGCCAUCUUGCCUUAUAGUAAAUAAACAGAACAUUUGGUUUAAAGCCAAUUCAGGGUGUUCUCUGUUGAGUUCGUUUCUCAGUAUUUUUGUAGACAAGACUACAAUCAGAACAUUGUUAUUAUUUGGAGGAGGGUUGCAGGGACUUUUGUGUUCAAUGAGAGAAAAUAUACAAAUAUAUCCGCAAAUGUGUUUACUUGCUUUUGAGUCUCGUACAACACAUUACUGUCAAGCCCAAGGGGGAAAUAAGCCUCUGUAGGUGUAGUAACGUGCCUCUGGUCAUUUUGUUUAGCUUCUGGACAUCCACAAAAGUCUUCUCCCACAUCAAUCACAAACGAACCGGUAGUCUUUUCCCUUGUAACAGACAUUUGUUUGCAUGAAAGUUUUGUAUCCAUGGAAACACUACGAGGCCUUGUCAGGCUCUAUGCUGACUGUGUAUAUGUAUACAUACAUGGAGUGAAAUAUUGCAAUGUUAUAGUAUUAUACACUAAUCUUGUUUGAGUAAAGAGUGAAUAGGUUGUUUAUUUACUGAGUAGUUCCUUAGCGCGUGCCUUUUAUUUUCUCGUUAAAAUAGUUAUCUUUGUCAACUUGUGAUUCACAACAACAAACUAGAAUGUACCAGUUCUCACUGCCGAUAUAUAUAUAUAUAGUGUCACCAAUCUAUAUAAGCAGAAUAAUCUGGUUUAGUUGUUACCUGACAUGAUAUGACAUGUUCUGCUUGCUUCUUGAGCAACCUCCGAUUUGGAGAUUUUUGAAAACCGCCAGUACAGAAUUGUUUGAUGUGUUUUGAUUGGUUCAUUUUCUUAGCCAUUUAU
Molecule: messenger RNA, 3552 nt
Organism: Pomacea canaliculata
Lineage: Eukaryota; Metazoa; Mollusca; Gastropoda; Architaenioglossa; Ampullariidae
Exons: 4
Coding region: 1662-2666 (334 amino acids)
Source: RefSeq, a predicted model, not a curated record